Molecule: messenger RNA, 2169 nt
Organism: Heteronotia binoei (common prickly gecko)
Lineage: Eukaryota; Metazoa; Chordata; Lepidosauria; Squamata; Gekkonidae
Gene: OPCML
Product: opioid binding protein/cell adhesion molecule like
Exons: 10
Coding region: 215-1258 (347 amino acids)
Cellular component (GO): neuron projection
Source: RefSeq, a predicted model, not a curated record
GCAGUUGGCAGCAUUUAACUCUCCAUAGUGUCAAAAGCUACGGAAGAUCCUGGCGUGUCACUCAGGAGACUGGAGCCAAUGAAUGCCUGGUAGGAGCUCUCUAACUGGCUCUGCCUCCCUCUGCAAACAUUGGAUUUAAACCUGCUCAGAAUUCAGCACGGAAGGAAGCAGCCAAAGGCGAGCGGGCUCCAGACGACUGCAGCUUCCCCCCAAGAUGUAUCAUCCUGCCUGCUGGAUCGUCUUCACGGCCACCACUGCCCUGAUCUUCUUCCCAGGAGUGCCCGUGCGCAGCGGAGGAGAGGCCACCUUCCCUAAGGCGAUGGAUAACGUGACCGUCAGGCAAGGGGAGAGCGCCAUCCUCAGAUGUACCGUGGACAACAGGGUCACACGAGUAGCUUGGCUGAACCGUAGCACUAUCCUUUACGCCGGGAACGAUAAGUGGUCAAUAGACGACCGGGUGGUUAUCGUCUCCAACACCAAAACUGAGUACAGCAUCAAGAUCUUUAACGUGGACAUAUAUGACGAAGGCCCUUACACCUGCUCCGUACAAACCGACAAUCAUCCAAAGACAUCGCGAGUCCAUCUCAUCGUUCAAGUCCCUCCACAGAUUAUAAACAUCUCCAGAGACAUCACAGUCAAUGAAGGCAGCAGCGUAACCCUCCUGUGCUUGGCCUUUGGGAGACCGGAGCCAACGGUGACCUGGAGGCAUUUGUCUAGCAAAGGCCGGGAGUUUCUAAGUGAAGAUGAAUACUUGGAGAUCACAGGGAUCACCAGGUACCAAUCUGGGGACUAUGAAUGCAGUGCUGCUAAUGAGGUCGCAAUACCGGAUAUCCGGAGGGUAAAAGUCACCGUAAACUACCCUCCGUCCAUCUCCAACGCCAAGAACACAGGAGCCUCGGUCGGCCAAAAGGGGAUCCUGCGCUGCGAAGCCUCUGCUGUCCCCGUAGCAGAAUUUCAGUGGUUCAAAGAAGAAACCAGAUUAGCUAAUGGACUGGAUGGUGUGAGAAUCGAGAACAAAGGUCGGAUGUCUACGCUAACCUUCUUCAACGUUUCAGAGAAGGAUUACGGCAACUACACCUGCGUGGCCAUCAACAAGUUGGGGAACACCAAUGCCAGUAUAAUACUGUAUGAACUAAGUGAACCUCCAACAUUGGCAGGCCCCGGAGCAGUACACGACGGGAACAACUCUGCAUCCAGAGAGAUGAUUUCCCUCUGGCUAUCAGGCACCCUGUUUGCUCAUUUCCUCCUCAAGUUUUGAUAAGAAAAGUGAGGGUCCUUGCAUUCGAUGCCUGGCUUCUCCCACACAACAGACUUUUAACCAUCCACACUGCUGGGGGAGGGAGGGGGUUAAAAAAAAGUAAAGAAAAAAAACCCACACAAAGUCUACAGCUUGAAUAUACUGCCGGGAGGGGGCACGGGGAGGGGGAGGGGAACUGGGUUCCAAGUCAACCGCCCAUUAAGGAUUUUUCAAUUACGGGCAUUUCACAAAGCAGAAUUGUUUUCAUUUCUUUCCCUGCCCCUCAAACCCUAUUUAUGAAUAACCAGCCUCUCAUUCUACAGUCAAGUGCUUCUCAGCUGAGCCUGUGAAAUGCCCUGGGAAACGUGUCUUGGUCUGAGAGACGACACACAGUGGAAAGUUAAAACGAGUAAAACAAAAAAAAAAAGUGUCCUAUUAUUAUCUCUGUGUCUCUUGAGCAAAAGGAUUGUUCUUUCUACUUGUUACACUGUACAUAACUGUUCAUGUUUCUAACUGUCCGAUUACAAUCUGGUUUCAUUUCGCUUCAGUCUGGGCGGACGUUUCAAUUGGGUUCCCAUCCCGUCAGUCAAUGCUUCCCCCCUGCCCUGUGGGUUAUAUUGGAAGUCUGGGGGCUGGAGCUGACACUGCCGAGCCAGUUUCGUCCUUAGACAUAAACAGUGAGUCAGCCAACCGGUGCGAGGGAAGACGGGGAGCUGGCCCUGUUCCAUAGAAGCCUAAAGUUAGAGGGACUCGUCAAUGUAGAUAAAUAGACAGAAUGGUGAGUCGCGCGCCUCCCAUUUAUCAGAAUAAUCAUGCUGCCGUUCUGCCCAUUCACCCAUCCAUCUAAUUAUCCAUCCAUCUGCCUUUCCAGUAAUCUAUUUGCCAUAUUUAUCAAUCAAUCAAUGUAAUUAUCUAUGCUGAGGGUUUUUUUU